Messenger RNA from Hylaeus volcanicus, 2245 nucleotides. It is a transcript of the gene Cpes, whose product is annotated as ceramide phosphoethanolamine synthase. The transcript has a single exon. Bases 224 to 1456 code for a protein of 410 amino acids. Lineage: Eukaryota; Metazoa; Arthropoda; Insecta; Hymenoptera; Colletidae. Gene Ontology annotation, biological process: phospholipid biosynthetic process. Gene Ontology annotation, molecular function: phosphotransferase activity, for other substituted phosphate groups. The record is from RefSeq and is a predicted model, not a curated record. Gene Ontology annotation, cellular component: membrane.
GCUCCCACUGCAAAAUGAAAUAUUGUUAAUUAUGUUGAUUGUUAACCGUUUACCUAUAAAAUAUGUAACAUGGAAAAGAUAAUUAAACGUAAUCAAGAGAAUAACGUGAUAAGUUCAGAAGUUGAGCAACUAUAUUUGUUAACUGUGAUAUGCUGUCGUUACAUUGAUAAAUUGAAUACACGAUAAAUCAGGAAAACAUGUUCUUCCGUUUCUCUUAAUUUAUAUGUCGCCAAAAAAAAAUAUGUGUGAUAAUAUAAACCGUGUUGGAAAAGUGAGAACAUUGCUAAAAAAGUUAGCAACAUAUAAAGAGAAGUAUAGUAUGGACAUACCAAUGAAAUAUUUUUAUCAAUAUAACAAAGUGCCAAAGUCAUAUAACAAAAUGUUUGGUACAACAACCCUGAUAAGCAGGUCAUUCUUAGCAAUUUUUAUAAUACUGACAUUAUACUUCCUUGGAAUGGACCUCCUGCUUUAUUCUAGAGUACAAAAUUAUGAUGUACGACCAACACCAAAUGGAACACGAUAUGUUUCGAUUAUACCUUGUGAUUUUAAUCCAUUGUGCACAGUAACUGUGAAAGGAUUAAUGCUAGAUCAUCCAAAUCAUUUUCUUCUGAGUCCUCUUGCAGCUAUCAUGGAUGAUCUAUUAUACAUUAGCAGCUCUUGGACAUUGGUAACACCAAAUAUAAUCAGUUGUUUUCACGUGUUAAUAGCAGUGUUGGCUGGUAAAUGUGUUUCCAGUGAUUCGUUGUCUCAUAGACGCUUAGGUGUAAUAUUAUUCCAAGCAAGGACAUGGUUAGAUGAUCUAGAUGGUCAUGUUGCAAGAAAAAGGGCAAAUAUUUAUGGUGAACGAUCAGAUGUUGGCUCAAGUGGUUACAUUAUCGAUGGUAUUUGCGAUGCUUUGGGUUGUGUCGCUUUAAUCAUUGGCCUAUAUCAGUUUCUUGCCCGUAAUUCAAACAGACGUGGAGGGUAUGAUAAGCUGCCACAACUACCAGUUUCAUCAGUCCUUGAACCUGGAAACAUAACAUCAAAAACUUCAAAUGCAGCACUUCGUAAUAUAUUACUUCUGACCGUCCAUUUGUUCCUGACCAGUGCUGCCUGGAAUCGAUAUAUAUCUUUAUACCAGGAUCUUCUAGAGACUGAUUAUAAAACACCAUCGAUUAGUAGAGAACAUCUUUAUGCUAGACAGACAACUAUAUUCAGAAGUCUGUCAUUUUGGAUAAUAUCUCUUUGCUGGAAAUUUAUAAAUUUUCAUGCUGUCAUGGAUUAUCUACUUUUAGCAAUAUUUUUUGACCGUUUAAGAGAAUACAUUAGACUUAUAAGAUGGUCUUCAUUUGUGAUUGUAUUGUUAAUUGUUUAUAUAACUGAAUUUCAUUUUCUACGGGCCUAUGCGUAUGUACAAGGUGUACCAUCCUUCAUUGAUGAAGAGAUAACUUCAUCUGAUGUUUUCUCUCAAGGAUGACAGUAUGAAUCUUGGAAAAACUUGUUUCCUACAGCAAUUUAUAAUCGGUGAUACAUAACGACCAGAAUAACUAUUAUAUGCUGAAAUUUGCAAAGUCAUUUAUCUACAAAAAUAAUAUUUCAAUCAAAUUUUUUGUAUUUUAUAUUUUUCUGCAUGUAUUUUGUAUAAAUAGCAGACUGAUGUUUGAAAAAUGUACAAUGUACAAAACCCCUUAAGUGCUAAAUUAGUAACAUUCUGUUUUGAUAUGGCUUCCAAAUGUUACAUUAAUGUAAUGAUGUAAUUUUAAUUUGCUGCACUUGCCAUUAUUUUCUAACAAAUUAAGUUGUAAUUUGUUAGGCCAGUUAACAAUUCUAAUGAAUAUUGUCUCGUGCAUUUCGUAAUCUUAGUGUUUUGUACAGCAAACAUAAUUGUUAAGUAAAUGUCUGCAUCUCAAUCUCUGUGAUAUUUCAUAUUAGUAAAAUAACUUUUAUUUAUUUUCUAAUUCAUUUAAGAGGUUGAUGUGUAAAUUUAAUAUAAUAUACGACAUGUACUGGUGAAAAGUAUUUCGUACUGAUAAUGGAUUCAUACAAUCCACCAACUCGUUCUCUUUUUCGAUGUGUUUUUCACAUCUACAGGUCAACGUGAAAGGCGAAAACAAAGUUAAUGCAUUCCCUUGAUUCAGUCGAUUAAUGUAAAUAUUAAUAGAAAGGUUGUAUUUAUUGUGUAUACGUAUGUAUGUAUAUGGAUACGUGAAUAUACAUAUAUGUAUAUGCAAUAUGUAUUUGUGUGAAAUAUACGGGCUGAGUAAUA